This is a messenger RNA of Austrofundulus limnaeus, 2937 nucleotides long. Its product is annotated as ceramide kinase. Gene Ontology annotation, biological process: ceramide metabolic process; phosphorylation. The transcript has 13 exons. The record is from RefSeq and is a predicted model, not a curated record. Gene Ontology annotation, molecular function: ceramide kinase activity. NCBI's taxonomy places the organism in Eukaryota, Metazoa, Chordata, Actinopteri, Cyprinodontiformes, Rivulidae. The coding region runs from base 183 to 1853 and encodes 556 amino acids.
AAACCGCUAUCUGUCAGUAAAAACAAGCUGAAAUCCGCUACCCGGGCCUCAGCUGCUGUUUGUUUGUGUUUUCUGCUUCUGAGGCCUCUUCGGGAAAUCAUAGACACCAUGCUUGGGCGAACGUAGCCGUGCAGGGCCCGCUGCUGCCUCUUCAGCCGGCUGGAGGACGCGACGGAACGGACAUGGACAGGCCGGCGCGACCGCUGCUGGUGUCCGAGCUCCGCGUCCGGAACACCGCGUACGACGUGAGCCUGAGCCGGUCCCUGUUCACAUGGAAGAGACGGGCCCCCAGCCCGGUAUACCACCCGUUCAGACCCAGUGUGUGUCACAGCGUGCCGGUGUCAGAGAUCAUUUCUGUCAGAGAGGAAGAACAGGACAGCCACAGACCAAACGAUGAUGAUGAUGGCAGCUGGAAGAAGAUCAGAGAGGGAGAAGGAAAGGACUGCAGGCAGGCCUUCACAGUAUCGUAUGUGGAGAGGUGUCGGCAGCACCGCUGGCGGUGUGCUGAGGUCACCUUCACCUGUCCGGACCGGUCUCUCUGUCAGAACUGGGUCAGCAGCGUCAGAGAGCAGCUCGCCACCUUCACCAGCAGACCCAAAUGCCUGCUGGUCUACAUCAAUCCGCACGGUGGGAAGCGUCAGGGCAAACGCAUCUACCAGCAGAAGGUGGCGCCGCUGUUCGCCCAGGCCUCCAUUAUAACUCAUGUUAUCGUAACGGAGCACGCCAAUCAUGCGAGGGAUCACCUGAGGACGUGUACAGAGCUGAAGCUUGUUGAUGGCGUGGUUUGUGUGGGGGGGGACGGCAUGUUCAGCGAGAUCGUCCACGGGUUGGUCUGGAGGACGCAGCUGGACGGCGGCAUUGAUCUGAACUGUCCCGAUGAAGAGCUGUCCCCCUGUUCGCUUCGCAUCGGGAUCAUUCCUGCAGGUUCAACUGACUGCAUUUGCUUCGCCACAGUGGGAACCAAUGAUCCCGUGACCUCUGCGCUGCACAUCAUAGUGGGUGACUCUCAGCCAAUGGAUGUGUGCUCGGUUCACCACAACAACACCUUCUUGCGGUACUCCAUCUCCCUGCUGGGAUACGGGUUCUAUGGCGACGUGCUGACUGACAGUGAGAGGAAGAGAUGGAUGGGACCGGCCAGAUACGAAUUGUCAGGUUUGAAAAUGUUCCUGACUCAUCAUUAUUACGAAGGAACAGUGUCCUACCUGCCGGCUAAAGGCAUCGUGGGAACGCCGAGAGAUGCUGCCAGAUGUCGAACUAACUGUGUGGUUUGUCAGCACAAUGGACAGAAAAUGUCAGAAAGAGCCAUGAAAUACGAGCCAGAUGAGACGUCAGAGUGUGAGGAUGACGGUGAGUGGAGGACGAUCCGAGGGAAGUUCCUGGCCAUAAAUGCAGCCAGUAUGAGCUGUGCCUGUCCUCGCAGCCCUAAAGGUCUCUCUCCUGCGGCUCACCUGGCCGACGGCACCACCGACCUCAUCCUGGUUCGAAAGUGUUCCCGCUUCAGCUUCCUCAGGCACCUCCUCCGUCACACCAACAAAGACGACCAGUUCGACCUGAACUUCGUGGAGGUCCACCGCGUGGUGCGUUUCCGCUUCGCGCCGCGUCACUGCCAGAGCGACUCGGACCUGGAGCUGGACCUGCCGGAGAGCAGCAAGCGGCAGAUUUUCAGCCAGAUCUGCCGAGACCACCCGGCUUGCGGCUGCGCCCCCGCCUACAGCAGCUGGAACUGCGACGGCGAGAUCCUGACCCACACGGCCAUCGACGUCAGAGUGCACUGCCGCCUCAUCAAGCUGUUUGCACGAGGGAUUGAAGAAGCCCAGAUGUUCGAGGAGCUCGGUAACCCCUGUUCAGUGUAAGCCCCUCCCCCCGCCGUCAGUCACUGGAGCCGCCUGCUGCAGCCGGGUCACAUGACGCCCACCCCGCCUGGCAUCAGCAGACUGUCAGCUGUCUUUCUCAGAGGAUGUUACUGACGUUUCGUUUCUUCAUCACAUGAUGGAAGCAGGGGCCUCGUGUUUCAACUGGUUUUUACUUUUCAAACACAGCCACACCUUAAAACAUGCAGUAUUAGGAACAUAGCAAAACAAUAAUGCUUUGAAUUUGGUCUGAUGUGAAUUUAAUCCUGACCAAAAACAAAUAAAUUUAAAUUAUUUUGUUAAAUUUGUUUAAAAGAAGUGCAUUUCUUAUAAAUUAUAAAGUAGCUUUGUUGUGUUGUUUGGAGCAGAAUCCAGUGUUUCUUGUAGGAGUGAAGUACGUCACAGCAGCUCCGGUUACUCUUUAUUAUCAACUGACUGAUCAGUUAUAUCAACUAAAUCUAUUAAAACACUGUGCUGAACCUGUACACCGAUCAGCUGGCUUCUGCAGGGAAGUAUAAUGUGAUAUUGUGAACCCUGAACCAUGUAAAAUGUCCUCAGUAGACUGGGCUCAGCACGGUGGAUCAGUGGUUAGUACUGAUGUCUCAACAAGCAGGUCCUGGGAUUGAUUAGUCUGGUUCAGUCUGGUCCAGGUGCAGGUUGAGGCCGUCCAGACCAGAGCUGGAUUAAACAUGAGGACCAGAUGAAUGUUUCCUCUCUGAUCACUGUUCUGUGUGAAUUAUUCAGAUUAUUUCUGUGGAUUAUCAGGUCGUCAACAAUCGUCCUGAAACAGGUGUGAAAAUGGUGCCUUCUCCAUAAACCAUGCUUUUAUUUUGCUCCUGGCAGAAAUUAAAACGGUUUCAUUUGUUGUUUUUAACGUGAGGCCCCUGCAGAGGCAGGAUUUGGAUUCCUUCUGUUGGUUUUCCCUGAGAAGGCUUUGUUGGGUUUCUGGUGCCUCAGAUGAGACCAGAACCAGGACUUGGACUGUCUCUGAGUCCAGAGAAAACUCCUGUAACUUUAACUUGUUGCAUCUUUUUUUUUUCUUGGUGCUCAUUCCUGAUCAGAUCCAGUCUCAAGUUGUUUGUUUGUU